UUUAUUGUGUAUAUUUUUUUUAUUGUAAAUAAUUUUCGUUUGAAUUCGUAUAUAAUUUUUAUAAUCCUAUUGUUCACCGGGCGCCUAGGCCGUGGUUUUCCGCCUGUGGCCAAUCCGCGUGUUCUGCAGACUCGCGGAGGAGGGGGAAGACGCGGGCGCUCGGGCGCGCCGGGUGGAGUGGGAGAGUCAGUCGUCAUCCUGGCAAGAGAGGAAGCGGUCGCGGGAGAGGUGUCGCUCCGCGUUGGUGGUGAGAGAGCUGAGCUGAGACGGGACUUGAACGUGCGUGACGUCAAUGGUAGUCAUGAGCUGUGCCGCACGGGAGUUAGACAUAGUUUCAGUUGCGUUUGAGAAACAGACAUUCCACGUUCAAGUUUUAAUGCGAGUCCUGUGAGUCGUGAACUAUUGGGUCAAAGCUAGCCGUCGCCAGCAUAGUUUUCAUACGCAUUUUCCAGGCAUUGUUAGUAUAGUUUGUCAGUCACCAGGUUGGACGGGAGUCCUUGUAAAAAUGUCUUUGUUUGUUUUAAUUCUAGUGAUCAUGUCAGUAGAGUAUUUACCGGAAUAGGGACAUAUGGACAUCGUGGUGUUUUCUCAUCAUUCUUUCCUUAAGCCACGUCAGCCAUGUCUAGCGUCACCUCUAGUAAGCAAGGGUUUAUAUCGGCACGGGCGGGACGUCCCGUAUUUAACAUAGCAGAAGCGCGCAGAACCGGGCUAUGCCCUAUCUAGAUUGCCACAGGCGGAUCCGCGGUAGCCCCAUGUAAAGUGUGUACAUUGAUGUGUAUAAAGGACCCAGAAACUUCAUUUGGGCUUUUUAUUUUUGGUGAGACUAGAUCCCUCGGCCACAUGGAACGAACCCCCUCUACAGAACCCCUGAGUAGCCGGCAACACCGUAGUAACAUUAGGGACUAGUCCCAGACGUCCACAAGUGUCGCCCAACUAGUGUGGCCAAAUCAAAGUGCGAUUUCAAACUUUUUAAUAUCAAAGGAUUACCCAUGUUGAGCAUCGAAUCGUGGCAAAGUUCAUAGUGCGCGGGAUAACAAGCCUAGUAUUACAGACAUUGUGCGCGGUGCUAAACGCGUCGCGGAGGAAGCCGAGAGACGCGGGAGCAGCUGCACCGGAAACGGGCGUGACGCAGCGGCGCGGGAGCGUGAUAGCGCGGAGCGUCUCACGCAGGCAUCGUAUUUCACAUGGCGAAGAAACGCGGCUUAUCACGGGAUCACGUAACAUGCGAUGGGGAGAACUCACCGACCAGCGUGCGAUAACGUCGCCGGGAGAACAGGAGAUAAUGCAGAGAUAAAUACGUGAGGGAAGAUGAGAUAAGGAAAAAAUGGGAGACACGUACGAACAGUGCGAGUGGUGCGGGUUACCGCACACGGGACUAAUCGGCACGGUCGAUAGUGGAAUGGUAACAUGCACGUGUCCUUGGGGUAGCAUGAUUAAGUCAGACAAAAUGACAGUGCAACACGGACAAACAAACACGGACAGUGCGGAGAACAGUCAAGGACAAGUGGUACAGCCAGACGCAGAUAGCCAAGGGGAAGUGCGGCGCGGAGCAUACGGACAACUGACUGAGUGCGGACAAUGCGGGCACGGACAAUUACAGGUAGUCAUGCAUGUGAUGGAGGUGCCAGAACUUUUACAGAGUUUCUCCGGGGAGGCAUAUGAGGAUCCGUGUACGUUUCUUCAAACUUGCAAGGACAGAUUGAAGGAUAUAUCGUGGGACAGAUGGGUGUCAAAAGUGAGUGGGCAGUUAAGGGGACCCGCACAGAUAUGGUGGGCGGAGGUCGGGCGUUCUCUCGCAGAGUGGGACGAGUUCAAAUGUACAUUGCUGAGACAUUACGACGGAUCAAUGGCACGUUCAAAUUGCGAACUGCAGCUUUAUUGUAUGCCGCAGGAGGAAGAAGAAAGUGCGGAGACGUUUAUUCAUAGAAAAGUGUACCUGUACCGAUGUUGGGCGCAAAUGGACCGUUGAGUGCGGUGGUGCCCAUGAUCUGCGAACAGUUACAUCCGACCUUGAGGCCGUUUUUGCGCAGUGCUAUCAGACUAGACUUGUGGGAAUUUGUGGAGCUCGCACGCAGUGUGGAAGAGGACUUACAGGUGAUCAGGUGCGGGAAUGCGUCGAAGGAUUAUAUGCAGAGAACUGGUGUCAUAGAACAGGAAAAUCGGGAGGAGGCCUGGGCAGUUGUCCCUUACGUGACUCCGCCCCCUCCGCGCGACUCAAGGGCGAUAUCGAUGGCUAGUCACGACCCGGCAACAUGUCAGGAAGAGCGCCGCGUCGACAGACGCGCGACUGUAAGCCGUCCACGUAGGUGCCGGUACUGUGCCGCGGAAGAAUACCACUGGCACACGGAAUGCUCGACAAGAAACCAUGUGUGGAUAAAAAUGACAGACGAGGGACGCCAGCCGGGAAACUACCAGUAGGGGACAGUGAUACAGUCAACCACUGUUCCCGGAGCUUCAGCUUGACUGAACCACGUGAGCCGCAGUUGAAAACGCAGGCGCAGCGGCAUGAGGCAUGUGACUGGCCAAAGGCAUAUACCAGGGUACAGGGAAGAGACGCGCGGACAGCUAGACCCCCGAGGACUGUUACGUCGACAUCAGAGUGUUCGGACAACCUGACGCAACCGGACGGACGGAAACAGCGAGAUAUUUCUACAUUGACGCGGACAAAUCAGCAUUGGCAGUCGCCGAGGGUAAACCUGGACACCGCCACGAGGUUCUCCGAGGGGGCGGCGUCGGUCAUCACACCCAGGGCUGCCAGCGCACCGCGAGCGCCAGUCAUCAACGCCGGACCAACUGAUGUCGCCGGCGAGCUGCCUGGACAACUGGACGUCCCGGCCGACCCUGGCAGACGCAGGGCUGCGUCACCGCGUCUCGGGCAGCUAGAGGAAGACGCAGCCGAGCUCCUCCGGGUGCCAGUCCACCUGAAUGGGCACCCUGUUCGAGCCCUGGCGGACACGGCGGCCAGCCAGACUUUUGUUGCCGCUCACCUGGUGCCGGAGGGGGACGUGGAGCCGUACGAGAGGAACGUCCAGCUGGCAACGUCUGGGUAUGCCAAGAAUGCUUCGACAACGAAGCUUUUGGCUUGGGAAGAAAACUGAAGCCAG
Bacillus rossius redtenbacheri is the source of this 3104-nucleotide messenger RNA. RefSeq lists its product as uncharacterized. The record is from RefSeq and is a predicted model, not a curated record. Bases 2349 to 3098 code for a protein of 249 amino acids. NCBI's taxonomy places the organism in Eukaryota, Metazoa, Arthropoda, Insecta, Phasmatodea, Bacillidae. The transcript is spliced from 2 exons.